Messenger RNA from Trichechus manatus latirostris (Florida manatee), 4246 nucleotides. It is a transcript of the gene DGCR2, whose product is annotated as DiGeorge syndrome critical region gene 2. The transcript has 10 exons. Bases 195 to 1805 code for a protein of 536 amino acids. Gene Ontology annotation, cellular component: membrane. NCBI's taxonomy places the organism in Eukaryota, Metazoa, Chordata, Mammalia, Sirenia, Trichechidae. The record is from RefSeq and is a predicted model, not a curated record. Gene Ontology annotation, molecular function: protein binding.
CGGAGCCGGAGUCGGAGCCCGAGGCCGAGAACGAGUGUGCUCGGGAGUUGGCGGCCUAGCGCAGCCGCAGCCCAGCUGAGCCCUCUCACGCCGCCUCUCCGCGUCCGUCCCCGGCGCCCAGCCCCUCAGCCCGGCCCAGUCCGGCCUCCCCGCGGGGUCACGCGGCCGCCCCGGGGACGAUGAACGGAGGAUAAAUGGUGCCCAAGGCAGACAGCGGUGCCUUCCUCCUGCUUUUCCUGCUCGUGCUCACCGUCACCGAGCCGCUGCGGCCAGAGCUGCGGUGCAACCCCGGGCAGUUUGCCUGUCGCAGUGGUGCCAUCCAGUGCAUCCCCCUCCCCUGGCAGUGUGACGGCUGGGCAACUUGUGAGGAUGAGAGCGAUGAAGCUGACUGUCCAGAAGUGACCGGGGAGGCACGUCCUUACCAUGGGAAGGAGGCUGUGGAUCCACGGCAGGGGCGGGCCCGAGGCGGCGACCCCACACACUUCCAUGCGGUGAAUGUGGCGCAGCCUGUUCGCUUCAGCAGGAAGUGCCCGACUGGGUGGCACCAUUAUGAAGGCACGGCCAGCUGCUACAGGGUCUACCUGAGUGGAGAGAACUACUGGGACGCUGCGCAGACCUGCCAGCGGGUGAAUGGCUCCCUCGCCACCUUCUCCACCGACCAGGAGCUGCGCUUUGUCCUGGCCCAGGAAUGGGACCAGCCAGAGCGGAGCUUCGGGUGGAAGGACCAGCACAAGUUGUGGGUUGGCUAUCAGUAUGUCAUCACUGGCCGGAACCACUCCUUAGAGGGUCGCUGGGAGGUAGCGUUCAAAGGUAAGUCUUUCCGGUCUGCAGAAGUGUUGAAUUUGAAAAUGGGGGAAAUUGUGCUGACUAGGGGUGUCUGCUGGGGUCUUUUCUCCUCCCACCUUAGGUGCAGGGACCAUGGAGAAGAUUGUCUUGUUCACCCCCUAGGCCUAGGUCAGACGUGUGUUGACAUCAAGGACAACGUGGUGGAUGAGGGAUUUUCCUUCACCCCCAAAGGUGACGACCUGUGCCUAAGCUGUACCUGCCAUGGUGGGGAGCCGGAGAUGUGCGUGGCUGCCCUCUGCGAGCGGCCGCAGGGCUGCCAGCAGUACCUCAAGGACCCCAAGGAGUGCUGCAAGUUCAUGUGUCUGGAUCCAGAUGGUAGCAGCUUGUUCGACUCCAUGGCCAGCGGAAUGCGUCUGAUCAUCAGCUGCAUCUCCUCCUUCCUCAUCCUGUCGCUGCUGCUCUUCAUGGUCCAUCGGCUGCGCCAGAGGCGCCGAGAGCGCAUUGAGUCCCUGAUUGGAGCAAACUUGCACCACUUCAACCUCGGCCGGAGGAUCCCUGGCUUCGACUAUGGCCCUGACGGGUUCGGGACAGGGCUCACGCCACUCCAUCUCUCAGACGACGGGGAAGGUGGGACUUUCCACUUCCAUGAUCCUCCACCACCCUACACAGCUUACAAGUACCCAGAUAUCGACCAGCCCGACGACCCGCCACCGCCCUAUGAAGCCUCCAUCAACCCAGACAGCAUGUUUUAUGACCCUGCAGACGAUGAUGCCUUUGAGCCAGCAGAAGCCAGCCCACCAGUCCCGGGGAACAGCAGCAGUGAUGGGGCUUUGCCCCAGCACCUGGAGCAGCCUCUGCCCUCUGUGGGGGCCCCUCUGACAGACCUGGAAGACUCGGCCGACAGCAGCAGUGCCCUGCUAGUGCCCCCUGACCCCACCCAGAAUGAGAGUGCCCCGGUUGCAGAGGCGCUGCUAGGGGGCGGCCUGCAUAGCCGCAGUUCUGUCAACACCAUGGUGUAGAGGACCGCCCAGCCACCCCCGAAGGCUGUGAACAUCGUUUGCUGUCAAGAAAACACGAACCCCCGUGGGAGACUUGCAGGGCCCCUGGGCUUAGCCUGGACCCAGCUGCACUGCUGCCGUACCACCCAAAUGUGCGUGCCCACACACGCGUGUGUGUACAUAGACUGUGCUGGCCUCUCGGGGAGCAAGGACAUGCCACCAAGAGUCCUUGAGGGCUUCACAAACAUGCAUAGCUUUGGGUCACUGUCUUUUUCUUUUUAAAUGGCAGAAGAAGAAGUUUGCUCAAACCACACGUUCCAGCGGUAGGGAACAAAAGGCCGUGGGGGCCAUGGCUCUGGAGCCAAACCAAACAUGUCUUUGGUGAGCUUGCUUCUCCAGCGUGCCAUCCAGAGGAGCAGGUCACCAGCCCCAGAACAGAGCCUGGGCAGCUGCAGGGGCCUCCCAAGACACUGCUGGGCCCAGAAGGGCAGUUCCAGGUGCUGGGGUUGGCUGCCAGCAUUGCUUGGGCAGUGGGUCUGCAUCAGGGCAGGCAGUCUUUGAGGGCGCUACGAUGGCUGCUUGGAGGAUGGUCCGGUGACCCUGCCCUGGGCUGGAGGCUGGCCUGGGGCUCCAGUACCCAAGACUCUGAGAAGGGAGCAUGGAAGGAAGGCAAACACUCUGCCCACCUGCCUGCUCACCAGGCAUUGCUGUGUCUCUCUUCCCUCUCCCCGCUCCCCUGAGGCUCUGCAAUUUUGCUGAGGCCCUGGGCUGUGCUUGGGAGGUACUGGUCCUGGACUCUCUGCGGAGGAUCAGGCCCAAGCUGACUCCUAUCUGCUACACUCUAGAGCCCUGCCUCCUGUUGGCUUGGCCCUGGGCUUGACCUCCCCCCACUCACCUUAUUUGUGCCAUAAAGGGUUGUGUCUUGGGGGGAGGGUGGCUUAAAUGAACAUCCUGGGCUGUUCCCACCUCCUGAAAGUCCCUUUUCUUGCACACCCCCACAACAGCUGGAGCGAAGUGCCUGAUGGCCGCUCGCACACACACCCCCCAGCCUUCCUCGACAGCACCAGGCAGUGACCUGAGGGUGGGCUCUAGCAUUUCUGAGAUUGGAGAUGAAGCGGGUUCUGUGCGAUUUUUAGCACAUCCUUACCUUUUCUACAUUGAAUGUCUGGACGUUUUCUUUGUGUGUGCGCGUGUCUGUGUGUGUGCGUGUGCAUACAGGUGGUGGCGGUAAAUGGGAGCUUGAGUGGGGCUGCUCCUGGUGGGUGUUGGACCUACAUGGGCACUGGAAUGGGAGUCCACAGGACCCUUGUUCCUUGUUUCGCUUGCCGUCUUCCCAGACCAGUAUGAGCAGUGACAGGGAGGCUUCCCUGAAGAGUGCAGGCUGGGGAUCUGUGGUGACAGGCCUCUGUGGCCCAGUCCAGUUCCAGGCAUGUUCUCUCACUCUGGUAGGCCAUUUUUCCUUCCAAUAUGGAAUGAUUUCCAAGGGUUGCCCCAGACCUGGUGGUCGGUCCCCAAAGCUGGCUUGAGGUAUGAGCUGUGGCUGUUGAGCUGGCCUGUCCUGGUGCGGCCGACCAUCCAUGGGCCAAUCUGCCUUUGUGAACUGUGCCUCGUAUCCAUGCUGGCGCCAAAGACAGCAAGAACCUUGUGUGCUAUGCCAGGAAGCCGCGUUGCAGAGCAGUUGUCACAGUCUGCUGCUGCUGACAAGGGUCCUGAGCGUGCCUGCUUUGGAGGGACCACCCAAUGGCCCCACGGGGACCUCACCCAGGCUUGAGAGCCCGCACAGAGGCAGUGUGGCUGGCCAGAGCUGUGGGGCUGGGAAGUUUCCUUCUGGAACCCGAAAGACUGUUGGGCCAGUCAGUUGCGUAGGAGUCCAUGAGGACAGGGUGGCCUGUAGCAGGCCCUGGGGGUGUGGAAGUGGGCUUAUCUAUGCUGGGUUCCCUCCCAGAGUUACCCAGUGGCUCUCUUCCUCCUCACCAGCCCCCACCCAGGUGCUCGUACAACCGCUGGGUGCCCCAUCAUCGGCACCCGGGUCUGUCCCAGAGCCCUGCCCUCUGCUGGAGGGCAACUGUGAGGAGAGCACGGAGGUUUGCCGUGGGCCCUCAUCUCUUCCCAUUGGCCAUCCCUUUGCAAGACAGGCUUUUACUCCACCAUCUGACGAAUCCCUGAGGCCAGCCCUUACUGAAAUUUGUGUUCCCUGUGAGAUGGGGGCCCCAAAGCUCUUGGGAGGGCUUCCUCCGCCAGGGACUUGCCUGGCCACAGCAUCUGAGAUCAGGUGCCCUCUGACCUGCCUGCGGAUCUGGAAUUUGAUACUGUACAUUGUCUCAAUGCCUGUUUUGUAUGUUUUCCUUUCACUAAGGGUUUUUAGUUUGGGUUUAUUUUUGGUUGGGUUGGCACUAAUCCUUUUCUUAAGAUGAUGUGAAAACCGUUUCAUCCAAAUGCCAAAUAAAUUCGUGUUCUGAAAG